This is a messenger RNA of Pseudomyrmex gracilis, 1606 nucleotides long. RefSeq names its product protein gooseberry-neuro. NCBI's taxonomy places the organism in Eukaryota, Metazoa, Arthropoda, Insecta, Hymenoptera, Formicidae. Gene Ontology annotation, molecular function: DNA-binding transcription factor activity, RNA polymerase II-specific; RNA polymerase II cis-regulatory region sequence-specific DNA binding. Bases 281 to 1606 code for a protein of 441 amino acids. The record is from RefSeq and is a predicted model, not a curated record. The transcript is spliced from 6 exons. Gene Ontology annotation, biological process: regulation of transcription by RNA polymerase II; anatomical structure development.
UUUAGUUUUUCUUUUCUCACAACCUUAUAUUCGCUGGCCCUGGUUGUUUCUUUUUCUUCGCACCCUUCUUUGUGCGGUUCUCAUCGGCUUCUGUGUCUACGUGGGACCAUAAGAGCGUGAUCAUCAACUUCACCCUCUAAACCUGGAUGCUGACGAGGAGUCAUUUUCCUUUGGGACAAGUGGCGAGUGCGAAGGACGCGCUCGUUUGGACGCGAAAGUGGCAGUUUCCAGGCAGUGUGUGUAAAAAUAAUCGUGCCGGUCAGGCUGGACCGAAAUCGUAAUGGAUGUCACCAGUGGAAUGAGGCCUAUUUUUGGCGGAUAUCCGUUCCAAGGACAAGGACGGAUGAAUCAGCUGGGAGGGGUGUUCAUCAACGGUCGACCUCUCCCUAAUCACAUUCGUCUGAAAAUUGUAGAAAUGGCCGCCGCUGGAAUUCGUCCUUGUGUUAUCUCCCGACAGCUCCGUGUCUCUCACGGUUGCGUCUCCAAAAUCCUGAACAGGUAUCAGGAAACAGGAUCUAUUCGUCCUGGAGUAAUCGGUGGUAGCAAACCGCGAGUGGCCACACCAGAAGUUGAGGCGAGAAUCGAAGAAUUAAAGAGGGACAAUCCGGGAAUAUUUUCGUGGGAAAUCAGGGACAAACUCAUGAAGGAGGGAUUCUCGGAUCCGCCGAGCGUCAGCUCCAUCAGCAGGCUUCUUCGGGGCGGACGACCGGGAGAUGACACGAAAAAGGAUUACACAAUCAAUGGCAUAUUGGGCAGUGGUCGCUGCGGUGACGACUCCGAUACGGAAAGCGAGCCGGGCAUUCCACUGAAGCGAAAGCAACGCAGAAGCAGAACGACGUUCACCGGCGAGCAGCUCGAGCAGCUGGAAGCUGCGUUCCAACGAGCUCAAUACCCAGACGUUUAUGCCAGGGAGGAACUGGCCCAGAGGACUGGGCUGACAGAAGCGAGAAUCCAAGUGUGGUUCAGCAAUCGCAGGGCGCGCCUUCGUAAACACGCCGGUAGCAUUGCCCAUUCGGUAGCCAGUUUGCCACUGACGCCGUGUCAAUACGCCGCGGCCGGUCACGAGCUCGCUCAGAUACCGCAGGUACCGCAGAUGCCUGGCGGAAUACCGCAGGUACCUACGACGUUGCAUCACAGCCCGACGGCGCUGCACCAGACGCCCAGCAGCGUGCACCAAGUACCCGGUUCCACCCAAAUGGCGACUACGAUGUCCCAGGUGUCCACCACGAUGAGCAACGCUCUGCAGGGACACGCGGUUGCCAUUCCCGGUCAUCUCGGCUCGCUGCCGGCGCACGCGGCAGCGUCUAUGCAACUCGCGCAGGUGUCGACGAUGCAGCCGCCGGUCGCGCACGGCGCGCCGACGUCGCUUUCGCACAAUGCCAGUAACAGCGACUGGUCGAGAUCGCAGAUUGGUUGGGGACAGUUCAAUCACUUUCAGUGCAGCGAUUACGGUUCGGGUCAUACCGGUGGUCAUCAGCACGGAUCGCACGCGAAUCAGAAUACUCAGUCCUCGGGCACGUCGAACACCGCGACAACGCCAGAUUGGUACGAUCAAAGCUACGAUUACGCCCAGCUUAAUUAUCGUAGCGUGGGCGGAAUAUUUUAG